AAGCAGUCUCGCUUUUGAAUCCCAGCCCUGUACUGUUCUAAAGGUGCCUGUAAUGAAGGACUGAUUCGUAUAUAUUGGAAAGCCUUGUCGCGACAUUACUCUGAGGCCCCACUCGACUUGAGGCCCCGACACGAGCGUCACCCCCAGCCUGGACUCCGUUGAAGCGCAGCUCUUCCACAACACCCAAACAGACACGACCUAAUUACACCAUCUUCAUCGCGUUCGAGCAGCCUGCACACAGGCAAGCGACUAAGCCAUGUCGCCUAGAGGUGCUACAUGGCCCUCGGUCCUGAUUGCCGGUCUUGCUGCGCCUUUUGUGCUGUACAUCACCUUCAUCGGGCUGGGAUCCAUCCCCUUCUUCCAGCGGCACUUUCUGUAUGCCCACAAGAUCAACACCCUUUUUUGGCACGAUCUGGACUGUCCAGAGUACUGGGCCUUCGCAAGAAACCAAGUCACACCAUUUACGCUGCAAACUGCCGACGGCGAGAAGUUGUACGCAUGGCAUGUGCUUCCCACCUCAGUCUACCUCAAGCACGAAGAUGCGCUACUCAAGGCAGCACCGGGCCGCUCAAGUGCAGCCGAGUCGACAGCCGCUUUUAGGCUGCUCAAGAACGACCCGGACGCGCGCGUCAUCGUAUCCUUUCACGGGAAUGCUGGCCACGUCGCACAAGGUUUCAGGACGGACCACUACCACUCCUUGACCGACACCUCAAACUACCAUCUUCUCACCAUAGACUAUCGCGGCUUCGGCAAGUCUACCGGGAAGCCUUCGGAAACCGGCCUGAUUCUCGAUGGCGUAACCCUGGCGAACUGGGUGAUGGAGGUAGCGGGCGUACCAGCUGACAGAAUCGUCGUCAUGGGUCAGAGCCUAGGGACGGCCGUGACAAGCGGUGUCGUAGAGCACUUUGCCCUGCAAGGUGUCGACUUUGCGGGGAUGAUCCUGAUUGCUGCCUUCUCCAACCUCCCUCAGCUGUUGACUUCGUACACUGCAGGCGGUAUUGUACCGGUUCUUUCGCCGAUCAAGAACAUCCAACCAGUGGUUCGAUCCAUCCAGAAAUUCAUUGUGGACAAGUGGCCGUCGGAUGAUCGAAUUGCACGCAUUGUGGAAAACACGUCAAGACGGUUGCGCCUCACCUUGAUCCAUGCCAAGAAUGACGCAGAGAUCCCAUAUCUCCAGAGCAACAUUCUUUUCCGAUCUGCGGCCCAAGCCGUGCUGGGCAAAGUUUUGGAGGAUGCAGAAUUCGAAACCUGGAAGGCAGGCGUCACCACAGUCCACGACGACGGCACCUUUACAGCCAUUGCUACGUCAAGUGGACAAGACCAGCCAGAUAUUAUCGUACGAGAAGAAAUUGUGAGAUAUGGAGGCCACAAUCAUGUUAUGAUGUCGUCUACUAUUCCUCUGGCUGUCAUGAGGUCGUUUGAAAACUGACCAAGCUCUGCAAGCUCUGGGGCUUGGCUGUCCUCGAAUCUUCCAAGUUGUAUCCAGCAGCCUUUGAACCCCUCGUUAGAAAACCACUAUUAACAGCUGCAAAUAAUGAUUGUGACACAAUGUGUGCUACCACGAGAAC
This is a messenger RNA of Microdochium trichocladiopsis, 1568 nucleotides long. RefSeq names its product Alpha/Beta hydrolase protein. The transcript is spliced from 6 exons. Lineage: Eukaryota; Fungi; Ascomycota; Sordariomycetes; Xylariales; Microdochiaceae. The record is from RefSeq and is a predicted model, not a curated record. The coding region runs from base 257 to 1429 and encodes 390 amino acids.